CACCAAUCAUAGUCCGCAACUUCCGGCUGACUUCCGAACCCAUCUCUGCAUCGAGAAAUGCGGCCCGCCUUGCCUUGCUUAGGUGACAGCUACCCCGAAGUUUCGCGCCGCCACGACUCAUGUGAGCUGCGAUUUGCGGGGGCGAGGUUGCCGAAAGUACAAGGUGUCGGCGUCUGCUUCUCGGCUCUUGAGCUCUUUUUGCGUUGCUUUCCUUCUCCCCUCGAAGAGUCGAAGAGGUUGUUGUAACACUCAUAGACGUCUUGGUGCUUUCUUCUGAGCCUUCUCCGGUUUUGUUACUUCCUGCACUACAUAUCAAGAGCUCCACGAGAUGGCUAAGAUAUUCGAUUUUGCUGAGGUUGCGAAGCACAACACAGCGGAGAGCUGUUGGGUUGUCCUUUACGGCGAUGUGUACGACGUAACUCGCUUCAUUCCCGAACAUCCUGGCGGCAGCAAAGUCAUUCUUCAGCUCGCUGGCAGCGACGCAACAGAAGAGUAUGACCCGAUCCACCCGCCAGGCAUGCUGGAGGAGAAUCUCAAGCCUGAAGACAAGCUCGGCAAGAUCAAUCCUGAUUCUAGGCCCAAGGAAGAACAAACGCCCAUAGAGGCGGGAGAAGCCAAGGAGGAAGGGCCUGUGGACUUGGAAAGCAUACUUAACAUCGACGAAAUUGAAGAGGUAGCAACGAAGAACAUCCCUUACAAGGGCUGGGCGUACUACUACUCAGCCUCAGACGAUCUCACGUCCAAAGCCUUCAACGGUGCCGUUUACCGCCAAAUUCUCCUCCGUCCACGCACUUUCGUCGACUGCACAUCCUGCGACACAUCAACAUCCUUCCUUGGACACAACGUCAAGCUGCCAAUAUAUGUAUCUCCCGCGGCUAUGGCACGUCUUGCACAUCAGGACGGCGAGUGGGGCAUUGCUCAUGCAUGCGAGAAGUUCGGCGCUAUGCAGCUUAUCUCUCAGAAUGCCUCCAUGACACCUGAACAGAUCAUCGCGGACGCGACACCUGGGCAAGUCUUUGGCUGGCAACUAUACGUACAGAACGAGCGGGCGAAGAGUGAGGCAAUCUUAGCACGCAUGAACAAGCUCGAUCCCAUCAAGUUCAUUUGCUUGACACUAGACGCGCCGGUGCCCGGUAAGCGCGAGCACGACGAGCGCAGCAAGAACGUAGGGUCGAAUCUGUCGGUUCGCGCAGCCGUACAAGAAGACCAAAGUGUCAGUAAGACGUCGACUGAGGCAAAGACACCAAAGCUUGCAGGUGUAGGUCAGAGUCUUUUCUGGGGCACCGCAGCAGACCUCACAUGGCGCUCCACACUUCCUUGGCUUGCGAAACAUACAAACAAGCCAAUAGUCCUCAAAGGCAUUCAGACACACGAAGAUGCUUACCUGGCAUCAUGUUACGCGCCACAAGUCAAGGCUAUCAUCUUGUCGAAUCACGGCGGCCGGGCGCUUGAUACUGCACCGCCUGCGGUUCACACACUGCUUGAGAUAAGGAAAUACUGCCCUGAAGUAUUCGAUCGCAUUGAAGUCUGGGUUGACGGUGGCAUCAAGCGAGGUACAGACGUUGUAAAGGCGUUGUGCUUGGGCGCGCGAGGCGUGGGUGUUGGUCGGGCGGCGCUGUUCGGCCUGGGCGCUGGAGGUAAGGAGGGGGUUGCAAGGGUUCUCGAGAUCCUGAAAGCAGAGACAGAGACAUGUAUGCGCCUCCUUGGUGUCGAGAGGGUGGAUCAGUUGGGCAUGCAACACAUCAACACUCGGGCUGUGGAGCGCGAUAUCUACGACGGGCCGUCGUUUGCAAGGGCAGAUGUUGAGAGACUUGCCAAAAACCCUGUGCCAGUGAGGGCGAAACUGUAGUUGACUGGGGUGAUUUAAUAGCAUAGUGUAGUACGAUAAUUGACCGCAUGAUUACCUUCGCCUCAUCGCAUCGUAUGGUG
Messenger RNA from Boeremia exigua, 1929 nucleotides. RefSeq names its product FMN-dependent dehydrogenase-domain-containing protein. The record is from RefSeq and is a predicted model, not a curated record. The transcript is spliced from 3 exons. Bases 329 to 1849 code for a protein of 506 amino acids. Gene Ontology annotation, molecular function: oxidoreductase activity; heme binding. Lineage: Eukaryota; Fungi; Ascomycota; Dothideomycetes; Pleosporales; Didymellaceae.